AUGAAGCGGGACUGUCCUGUGCAGAAAGGCGACAGUGCGAAUGAUGCAGUUUUUUCUGUGAGCGAGAAACGACUCGACGGUUGGCUGAUUGACAGUGGAGCUACAUCGCAUAUGACUCCGCAUCGUUCCGACUUGUUCGACUACGAGAUCCUGAACGAUGGCAUUGGUGUAACGAUUGCCGAUGGCAAGAAGCUACGCGUCCAUGAAAAAGGAACAGUGAGGCUGACUGGUGUGAACAGUCGAAGAAUCAAGAUGAUGAAUGUAUUGCACAUUCCAGGACUUGACCGUCGUCUAUUAUCAGUUGGAAGACUCGCUGAACACGGUCUAAGUGUCAACUUUGAGCGUUUUUAG
Messenger RNA from Peronospora matthiolae, 351 nucleotides. NCBI's taxonomy places the organism in Eukaryota, Oomycota, Peronosporomycetes, Peronosporales, Peronosporaceae. The record is from the annotation of a GenBank genome assembly.